AUGGAAUGUCCUCACAGCCUCCAGUGUCCCCCUGCGCAGUAUAAGCUGGCCGUGCUCAAGGUGUGGCGGCCAUUUUAUAGUCCUGGGAUGGCAGCGUUAACUCGUGGUGAAAGGGAGUUGCGAGAACGACUUGAUACUUAUGAAAGGGAGGGUGGAAUGCCACUUGACGUACUUCAGCGACUUUUAAAUGAAUCAGACAUACCACCCACGAGGACGAAGAGAUUUUUUAAAAAAGCUGAUGUAAACUGCGAUCAACGCGUUAAUUACGACGAGUUUCUGCGUCAGAUCAUGUUCGAGGAUAGCGCAUUUUUGCAAAAGCUUGCCUUUGGAUCGAUCGCACUCAACAAGGCCGUUAUUGCUGUCGCGCCCCAGACAGCUCGUCGUAAACAGCGGCUACAAAUGCAGAAAAGUGGUAUUGACGAGACUGACCUCUAUAAUUGGGGUGAAGCUGAUGUGAAUAACUACAUUGAAGCCUAUGACUGCCGUCCGCCUCCUAUUUUCAUUCCUUUCAUUACCUUUGCUCAGAUAGCCGUAUUCACCUACUACGCAGUCGUUGCAGCGCAUGAUGUAGACCCUUUCAACGAUGUCACCGCCUCCUCCGGUGUACCCUUCUACAGUCCCCUCAUUUACCUCCCACAAAAGCGCUACCAGGCCUGGCGUUUCCUCUCCUACAUGUUUAUACACAACGGCUACGUCCACCUCAUUUUCAACUGCGUUCUCCAACUGGCUCUGGGCACAUUGCUCGAGCUGGUGCACAAAUUUUGGCGUGUGGGUAUCGUCUACCUCCUCGGUGUCGUUGCUGGAUCCUUGGCGCAUUCAGUAAGCGAUCCCUUCAUUGCUUUGGCUGGUGCCAGUGGUGGCUGCUACGCUCUCAUUGGUGCCCACGUGGCUACUAUCAUCACGAAUUGGAAGACAAUGCAAGCUGGAUGGCUAAAAAAUCCCAUGAAUUUCCUCUCCAGUGGAGCUGUCCGUCUGACAUUCAUUCUCCUUCUCGCCGGCGCGGAUACCGGAUUUGCCAUCUACGAGCGGUUUACAAACCCCUCUGUUGCAAAGGUUGGAUUUGUUGCUCACCUGGGUGGAUUCGCUGCUGGCGUACUCGUUGGAAUUCCAGUUCUGCGCAAUCUGGAGGUGGAACGGUGGGAAAAGGUGUGCUUCUGGGUAUGCAUUUUCCUCUUUGCAGCAUUUAUGUCCGCCGCGGUGCUGUUCAAUGGCUUCUGCGAGGAGCAAGGCUGGUGUCCUCCCACGGACUGGAGUUAA
Molecule: messenger RNA, 1257 nt
Organism: Echinococcus granulosus
Lineage: Eukaryota; Metazoa; Platyhelminthes; Cestoda; Cyclophyllidea; Taeniidae
Product: Rhomboid-related protein
Exons: 9
Coding region: 1-1257 (418 amino acids)
Cellular component (GO): membrane
Molecular function (GO): serine-type endopeptidase activity
Source: RefSeq, a predicted model, not a curated record